Macroventuria anomochaeta is the source of this 1830-nucleotide messenger RNA. RefSeq lists its product as uncharacterized. Bases 111 to 1682 code for a protein of 523 amino acids. Gene Ontology annotation, molecular function: protein binding. The record is from RefSeq and is a predicted model, not a curated record. The transcript is spliced from 3 exons. Gene Ontology annotation, biological process: signal transduction. NCBI's taxonomy places the organism in Eukaryota, Fungi, Ascomycota, Dothideomycetes, Pleosporales, Didymellaceae.
CCCUCCGCGAGCUCGACCGCGCCGGGUCCAGCUCUUGGCCGCACGAGCUCCUGCACCGCACCGCCGCCCUCCCGCCGACGUCAUCCCCUCGCCUUCGUACAGCAGCCAGCAUGGCGUACAACAACCUCUCCAAGUACCACGAGGACUCGGACGCCGACGACGAGUUUGAGCGCAGCGGCUGGCAGCAGCGCGACCAGAUCCCCGUCGAGUACGAGAGCUCGCCCACCAGCUCCGGCCCGCUGAGCACCGAGCACACCCCGACCACCUUCACCCACAGCAGGGACAGCCGCAUCAGCCCCACCGGCCUGAUUGUCGACUGGAGCGCCGAGCAGGUUGCCGACUACAUCUCCGCCCUCGGCCUCGAGCAGUAUGCAGACACGUUUGUUGACGAGGGCAUCACCGGCGAUGUGCUGGUUUCGCUGCAGCAUGCCGAGCUCAAGGAGAUGGGCGUGGGCAGCGUCGGCCACCGUCUGUCCAUACUCAAGGCCGUGUACGAGAUCAAGGUCAGGCAGAACGUGCCCAUAGAGCCGGACGACUAUGUUCCGCUGUCCGCCGACACAUCAGCACAGGAAGCACCGCCCACACAAGACGACUUCGCCAAGGUCAUUCGCGUCGUCCAGGCGCGGGACGAGCGGAUACACACAGCGGAAUCAGAGCUACGGCAUCUGCGCGAAGAUCUCAGCCGGGUCAUAGACGAGAACAAGCGGUUACGAGAAGAGAUCCUGCCCAUCGUGCGCAUGCUGAAGGAGCAGCAACAAACGCUCCCCACACUACCCACAACACACGAACACGUUACAUCGCCGCCGGCCACCCAAGACAAUAGGACCGGUAGCAGUCUGUCCCGUAAGUUCUCCACCAAGAAGCUUUUCCUAGGGUCAGCCCCAAAGAAUCCUUCUCCAACCAUCCAAGAGCACCGUGCGCUCGUCGACCACUCUUCGUUGGACCCCUCAGCAGCAGCAGUCGCAGCAUCCUCACACCUCACAGCAUCGCUGGGCGCAGGCGCGCAAAUGUCCCCCAACUCCAUUACCCAGCCCUCGCCCACCUCCCCCGCAUACACCCAAGGCCGCACCCAGUACGCUCGUCCCGAGAUACCACGGAGCCACCAGGACCACGACAACAACACACAAAGCUGGCCGUACUCAGACCAAGUGGCCGCCAACCGCGACCCCCGCGCAACGCCUGGCCUUCCGACUGGCCGAUCGAUGGGACGCUCCGCUCCCACACCCACGCCCGACGAUCGAGACCGAGACCCUCCGCUGUCUGGCGGCUCCAGCACGAACAACCUACAGCCAUCCUCAAGCUCCCAACAGGCACCGUCGUCGAACCCGCAAGUCGAAAUCUUCAAAUCCUUCCGCGUAUCGAUCGACGACCCCUGCCACAAAGUCCUUCCUGUGGCACUCAAGAAAUACAACAUCACAGCAGACUGGCGGCAGUACGCGCUGUACAUUGUACACGGAGACCAGGAGCGUUGCCUGGGUCUGAAUGAGCGACCUCUGAUUUUGUUCAAGCAGCUAGACAAGGAAGGGCGAAAGCCCAUGUUCAUGCUGCGAAAGCACGCUGCGCCAGAACAAGGUCACGUCAGCACUGUUGGCGGGAAUGACGUUCGAGCUGUACCUCCAAACAGCGGAUUCGGGUGGGAUAGCCAGAAUCGCGGGACGCCGCUGCCUGGCGGUGUACUAUAAGGCACGGCGAUUAGCAAUGGUGCCAUCACACAGCGCAAAGAUUCGCACAUCUUGGGACUAUUGGCGUGUCCUUACGCACGGAGUACGGCGCUGCCUGCAAAAUCAUUUACCUGGCGUUUGGGACUUGCUUCGCUUCGACAUCAUUACG